GAUUGGCCUUCUACUUCUGGGCAAACCUCUGGACAGAGAGACCACUGAUCAGUACCGUCUGAUUGUCACAGCCUCUGACGGCAAUCCUGGAGGGACAUCCACUACUACUGUGAACAUAGUUGUCACUGAUGUCAACGAUAAUGACCCUGUGUUUAACCUCACCAUGUCCACUAAUUUUACUGUGCGAGAGGAAGAGGCUGAUUUGUUCAUAGGACAAGUAAAGGCCACAGAUCCAGAUGCAGGGGCUAAUGGCCAGGUGCGCUACCGGAUCGUGAAUCACCCUGACUUGUUUAAAAUCAGUGAAAACGGCAGCAUCUAUACAAGAGUGCCUCUGGAUCGGGAGCUCAGGAGCCAAUAUGACCUGGUUGUAGAGGCCUCAGAUGGGGCAGUGGAUCCACGUAGGACCAGCUUGACCCUCUCAAUCCAGGUCAUGGAUAUCGACGACAACAGCCCAGUCUUUUCCCAGCAAACCUAUGUGGUGAACGUACCUGAGAACAGCCCAAUAGGAACUGUGGUUCUUAAGCUAAGCGCGGUGGAUGCAGACCUCUUCUCCAACGUCACAUAUCGGAUCAAGGCUGAAUCGGCCAGGCAGCUGUUCUCUCUGAACCCCGUCACUGGAGAGUUAGCUGUGCUGCAGACCCUGGACUUUGAGGAUCUGGCAGCUAUGGGCAUGGGGGCUUCUUACACUUUCCAGGUGGAGGCUGUCGACCAAGGAGGGGUCACGCCUCCAGGGCAAGCUACCGUCACGGUCCGCAUCACGGACAUGAAUGAUUUUUCCCCCAUCUUUAGCCAAGACCUGUAUAAGGGCAUGGUGGCACCCAAUGCAGAAAAAGGAACAGUCAUUACAACUGUUUUCGCAGAGGACCAAGACCCACCUGGCACUCCGGCCAGUUUUGUCCGCUACAGAGUGGACCUGGACAGGUCACCGUACAGUGGGAGCAUCUUUGAUGUGGAAGAGGAAAGUGGAAGAGUUAUCACUAAGGUCAACCUCAAUGAAGAGCCCAGCGUCACCUUUAAGUUGUUUGUGAUAGCCUAUGACAAUGGGGAGCCGGUGAAGUCCAACAGUACUUUGGUGGAGAUCACCGUCCUUCAGCCUUCUCGCAUCCCAAUCUUCACCCAGGAAGAGUAUAAGUAA
Lates calcarifer (barramundi perch) is the source of this 1135-nucleotide messenger RNA. Its product is annotated as protocadherin-15. The transcript has 7 exons. Gene Ontology annotation, cellular component: plasma membrane. Gene Ontology annotation, molecular function: calcium ion binding. NCBI's taxonomy places the organism in Eukaryota, Metazoa, Chordata, Actinopteri, Centropomidae. Gene Ontology annotation, biological process: homophilic cell-cell adhesion. The annotation marks the transcript as partial. The record is from RefSeq and is a predicted model, not a curated record.